Messenger RNA from Cydia fagiglandana, 2909 nucleotides. It is a transcript of the gene CAH1, whose product is annotated as carbonic anhydrase 1. The transcript is spliced from 5 exons. Lineage: Eukaryota; Metazoa; Arthropoda; Insecta; Lepidoptera; Tortricidae. Gene Ontology annotation, molecular function: zinc ion binding; carbonate dehydratase activity. The coding region runs from base 279 to 1076 and encodes 265 amino acids. The record is from RefSeq and is a predicted model, not a curated record.
GCGAGCAGUGGCGAGCGGCGCGGCGGCGGCGCCGGCGGUGAGGCGGUGGGUCGGUGACGCAGCUCCCGCGCCCGCGCGCUGCUUCAGCGCGGGAGUGCUCGUGUGCCGGCUCGGGCUCGACACCGAGCGCCGCACCUCAUUGCAGCCGGCUCACUCGUAUAAAGCGGAGGCCCGCGCCGCCCGCGCGCAGUCACGACCCGACCACGCUCAGUGCACUCCGACCUCCGCACGUGCAUAUCUAAUCCUUACUUACUUACGAUAUAGUGACUACAGUGACAAUGGCAGAACAGGAAUGGGGAUAUACAGGCGCGAAUGGGCCGUCGACGUGGACAGAGAAAUUCCCAGAGGCGCGAGGCGCGCGGCAGAGCCCCGUGGACAUCGACACCUCGCUGGCGAGCAGUGGCGGCAGCGCCCCGCCCCUGGCCUGGCGGUACUCCGUCAACCACACGCGCUCCGUCCUCAAUCCAGGGUACUGCUGGAGGGUAGAUGAGAAUGGAUUCGAUUCUGAACUCCGCGGCGGCCCGCUCGGAAAUGACGUUUACAAGCUGGAGCAGUGGCAUUGCCACUGGGGCGCCAAGAACGGCGUGGGCUCGGAGCACACGGUGGACGGGCGCUCCUUCUCCGGCGAGCUGCAUCUCGUGCACUGGAACACCACCAAGUACAACAGCUUCACCGAGGCCGCUGGACAGGCUGACGGACUCGCUGUGCUUGGCGUGCUCUUGAUGGUCGGCAGAAAGCACUCGGAACUAGACAAGGUGGUGCGCCUCCUCCCCUUCAUCCGACACAAGGGCGACAAGGUGACGAUGUCGGACCCGCUGGACCCGGCGCAGCUGCUGCCGGCGCGCGCUGCCUACUGGACGUACCCCGGCUCGCUGACCACGCCACCCUGCACUGAGUGUGUCACCUGGAUCUUGUUUAAGGAGCCCGUUGAGGUCUCCGCUGAACAGUUGGCUGUGAUGCGGAAAUUACGGUGCGGCGAGGCGUCGUGCGGAGAAGAAUCUAUGGAGUUACUCCACAAUUUCAGGCCGACGCUGCCGCUGGGCAACCGCGAGCUGCGCGACUACGGCGGCAACUAGCACCGGGCUCCAAGCCGCCCCACUGUCCGCACUGACAGCUAGCGCUGCAACUCACGAGCUUCGCCUAUAGUUGCCGCGGUACCAACGGACGACCGAGGAUAUACUUAAUGUCAUUCUUUCACUCUUGGAUUAUCACGGACAAGUGCGAAAGAACAACGUCGAACGGCAGCUACUUAGUACCGCGGCGGUUGGUAGCCACCAGCAGUGCCAUGCCCGCGAGUUGCGGGAUGCACUAGAGUUCCUAGUUGCACACAAGUAUUUUAUACCGUUGUAUUAUUAUUAGUCGCCUCAGGUACUUACAGGGUGUUUUGUCCGCUCGGUGACGACGGAUUAUAUGAGCGGGUCGAAGGUUAAAACGAUAAGUGGAAAUCAUAUUAUGAACAUUCAAGUGCCUUAGGCUAUCAGUUGUAAUCUUAACAAAAUAAUUGUAAGACGUUUUAGAAUUCUCAUUUUAUGUAAGAUUGAUUUGUUUGUAAUUUGACCUUCCUUAGAAGGAAAACGCUUGGUUAGCGCAAUUAACCAUAUUCUAUAAAUUAUAUUAUUUUAUGUAUUUAGUAUAACUACCCUUACCUAAGUAAAGGGUAUAGUCAAAUGGGGUAACAAGGGAACAAAACGAUAGGGGUAAAAGGAAACAAACAAAUUAUAUGAAUGCGGCAUGUUUUCUAUCUUUGAAUCUAGAACUACCAUUGUUAUAUGUGACGUCCCACGGGAAAAGGUACCUUAUGGCGGUUGGCGCUUACGCUAUUAUUAACGCCGCUCCAAUAUUAUUGCGGCGCUAUGCGACGUAAGCGCCAGCCGCCAUAAGGUACCUUUUGCCGUGGAACGUCACAUAUUUUAUGAUGAAUCUUUCGACUAGUACUAGUAGGUACAUUAGUCCAUAGUAAAAUAUUACUGUCUGAUAGACACGUGUCCCCAAUUACCCCAGUUGACGGUACUCGCAAAGUAGGUACCUAUAGAAUAGAAUGUAUAGUAUACAUUGUAUACCGUUACCUACUUUUAUUAACGGGCGCGUAGCCAACGUGCCAAUCGGUAACACUCCGUAGCGUGUGUUAGUUAUCUCUCUCUAUCACUCUUCCCCACUAGUGCGACAGUGAUAGUUGCGUUUCGUUUGCUACGCCUACGGAGCGUUAACGAUUGCACGUUGGCUACGCAUCCUGAAUACGAGCUUUUUAUCACAUCUGCAAUGUCAAAAUCAGAUUGACUCAUAGUCUAAUAAAACAUGGUCUUCUCUUACCAGAGUGACACAAGCUUACGUCACAAUAACAUGGCUGCUAUAUAUAGCGCUAUCGCAUAUUAUCAUUUAGCGCUGUCGCAUGAUGACGUAGGCUUGUGUCAGUCAGGUGACCUAGAAAAGACGGGAAGAGAGUACCAGGCAGAGUAUAUUAUUAUACCAUGGAUUGAAUGUUAGGUACAGAGCAAAGAGAAGGUUCAGAGUCUCAUUAGAUUGAUUGGCUAUAAUUGUAGUUAUAUGGUAGCUACAAUUUUACUAGAAUUUACAAAUUUUGAUGAAGUUAUUUUUGUAAGUAUACAAAUUUGAAGUAGGUAGUUAUUUUAUAUAUGCCUACUAGUCCAUAUUUUUGAACGCUGUUAACCAUAUUUAUGUAUCAGUGCUAGCAGUAGUUUUACAAUCUUGUAAGUGAUAUAGACGUGCAUUAAUUGUUAUAUGUGUUUGUGUAGCUAUAGUAGUAGGUAUGCUAGAACCGUGCCUCGAUAUAUGUGCCGCAGUUAUGUUAACUGUGACGCUAGUAAGUUUACAUUAGACGUGCUAUUCAGAGAUGUGCUUGUAAUAAGUAAUUUACAAAAAAAAAAGAAAAAUAUAUAUGUUACACAUAA